AUGUCGCACACGCAGCCUCCGUCUUCGUCCAUCGCCCCUCGUCGCAGAACGUCGCUCCUCAUACAAAGUCGGCCGAAAACCGCCAACGCCAAUGGACUGGAAAACGAUGGACCUCGCGAUAGACCAGUCUCAAGAAAGUCCUUGAUGGCUUUCCACGUCCGAGAUGGUUUGGAUUGGAGCAACUUUGGCCGCGGUAAAGAAGGGAUGGAAGCGAGCAAGGACAAUGUCCAUGCCGACCCGUUUUGCGAUUAUGAUCAUGAAUCCCAGACCCGAGACCCUUUUCAUCAGCGACGCUACUCUGCGUUUACACAAACCUUGAAGAACAGCAUGUCUGAACUGCGUUCUCUGACUCGGCGAAUGUCACUAUCUGUCAAAGGUAGAACCCAUCGACAAAAAGAGGAAUGGACAGAGGCUGGGGAACCGCAGUCGUUACGUUUCAAGCCGGGCGAUGACAUGAUGGAUCUGACUGAGGCGAUGUCUACCCUGCCAAGGUCUCGUGGGAGGCGUGUUUUCGAUUCGGGCCCUAAGAGAAGACCGUCUUUACCGCUACUCGACUUCCAGGGCGCUUUGGAGUCCCAAGCAGAGUCGCAAAAAGUCGUUGCGCCGCGUAGCAGAGUGCAGCCGCUUUUGUCUGAUCUUGUAUACGGCGGAUCAGGUGCAAGGGCUUCUGCUGCUGCUCAGAAUGAGCUGUACCAUGCUUCCAGGACUCCACCUCUCCCACCUUACGCGCUGCAUGACCCCGUGAGGGAGGGGAAGCCAGAGGAUGACGCCGAGAGUGGCAUUGGUAUUGUCCUUGAUGCACAUGCUCGUCGUGGGUCAUCUCCGGCUACCGCUCAUCUGGUCUGCAGGGAUCCUGCAUCGGUACUUCCCACAGAGCUGGUUGAGAAUAUCAUGUCUUUCCUUGAUGUCGAGUCCUUAGUUCAAGCGGUGAGGGUAUCAAAAAGAUGGCAUGAAGCGUGCCGGUCACAGGCUAUCUGGAGAAAGAUCUUCUACCGAGAGUACGGCCUCAAAGUGCAGACUCCGACGACCCACCUGCCGGUUGAUGCUGGUCUAGGCAAGAAAAUGCCCGGUCAAGACUACCGAAAAUUGUUCAAAGUACGCACACUGAUCGACAAGCGAUGGCGCAAUGGAGAGGCCGCCGCGAUUUAUCUCAAUGGGCAUAAGGAUAGCGUCUACUGCGCUCAGUUCGACGAGCAAAAGAUCAUUACUGGUUCAAGAGAUAACACGAUCCGGGUUUGGGAUGCUCAUACCUACCAAUGCAUUCGCAAGCUUGGGCCGCCCAAUAAUCCCCGUGAGAGGCAUACACUUGUCCCCCCUCCAGUUGACCCGCAAGGGGUUCUGCCUUUUUGCAAGGCUGAAAUGUCAUCUCCCGACCCGGCAUCAACACCAAUUGGAAUGUGGCAUCAAGCGUCAGUGUUGUGUCUACAGUACGACUCGGAGAUCCUGGUCACGGGUUCCUCGGACUUUACUUGCCUGGUGUGGUCUAUGAAGGAGGAUUUCCGACCUUUAUUCCGUCUAUCCGGGCACCAUGCCGGAGUCCUUGAUGUCUGUCUGGAUAAAACGCGGAUCAUCACCUGCUCCAAGGACACGACAAUCAAGGUUUGGGACAGAUUUACGGGCCAGUUAAUCAAAACACUGGUCGGGCAUCGGGGCCCCGUCAACGCCGUCCAAGUCCGGGGAAACCUGUUGGCCAGCGCUAGUGGCGAUGGCAUGGCGAAGCUAUGGCGUCUCGAGGACGGGGUGUGCAUCAAAGAAUUUCAGUCCAAAGAUCGCGGCCUUGCCUGCGUCGAAUUUUCCGAGAACGGGCGGACCAUUUUCGCAGGUGGAAACGACAAGGUCAUCUACGAAUAUGAUACCGUGACGGGCAACCGUAUCCGCGAGCUGCGAGGUCACGGAGAUCUGGUCAGAUCACUUCACCUCGAUUCGGCUAACUCCCGUAUCAUCAGCGGCAGCUACGACCAUUCCAUCAAGGUGUGGGAUGCGGAAAAGGGGGAAGCGGCCGAAGACGGAGGGCUCAAGAUCAAUUUUGAAGGCUGGACGUCGAGUUGGAUAUUGGCAGCGAAGAGCAAUUACCGCAAGAUUGUUUGCACCAGCCAAGACGGACGAGUGGUCAUCAUCGACUUUGGAUAUGGGAUUGAGGGUGUUGAGCUGGUCGAGGCUUAA
Exophiala dermatitidis NIH/UT8656 is the source of this 2163-nucleotide messenger RNA. Its product is annotated as F-box and WD-40 domain-containing protein 1/11. The record is from RefSeq and is a predicted model, not a curated record. Gene Ontology annotation, molecular function: protein binding. Bases 1 to 2163 code for a protein of 720 amino acids. Lineage: Eukaryota; Fungi; Ascomycota; Eurotiomycetes; Chaetothyriales; Herpotrichiellaceae. The transcript has a single exon.